ACAGCGCUCGGCUCGUCUUGACAGCUCCCCAGGUUCCGUGCAACAAGCUUGGACGGAGCUUCCAGAGAAUCGGAUCACGUCUUGAGACAGAGAAGCAAGUAUCCUUCGAUAAGACAGACUUUGUGCUCUUUGGGAAGCAGUUCCCUCAUUGCCGAAAUGAGGGAACAAAACUGAUUAGAAGCGAAAAGCUUUCACGGCUGAUAUUUAAGUUGUGGAAUUGAUGGACGUUGUCAUUUUUUUAUUUCAGCCAUUAUAGACCAUUGCGCGAAGCUGACCAGAUAUGGUCUCGUUCCUGGAUUUAAGUGCUGUUUCACUACUACUAGUGUGGGGAUAUGUUGUCCUGGCGGACAUGGUCUUCACGAACUUUACUUUGGACAACGAGGUCCAUUCUAGUUUUAUUCACCGGCGUUUAAAGAACCAGGAGCGCCGAGAGAUGCAGAGAGAGAUUCUAUCCAUCCUGGGGCUACCACACCGACCACGGCCACAUCUCCACGGCAAACAGAAUGCAGCACCAAUGUUCAUGCUGGAUUUGUAUAACGCUAUGUCCACUGAAGGAGACGGAGUUGGCUAUUCCUACCCGUACAAGCCCAUCUUCACAACUCAAGGGCCACCAAUUGCGACUCUUCAGGACAACAACUUCCUUAACGACGCGGACAUGGUCAUGAGUUUUGUCAAUCUAGUGGAACAUGAUAAAGAGUUUUUGCCUGUGCGUCGCCACUACAAGGAAUUUCGAUUCGACCUAUCUAAGAUUCCAGAGGGUGAAGCUGUGACAGCAGCAGAGUUCCGGAUCUAUAAGGACUUUAUUUCAGAGCACUUUGACAAUGAGACUUUCCGGAUAAGUGUCUAUCAAGUGCUGGAAGAGCAUUUGGACAGGGAGUCAGACCUAUUUCUCCUGGACUCACGGGUGAUUUGGGCAGCAGAAGAGGGCUGGCUUGUGUUUGAUAUCACAGCCACGAGCAACCUCUGGGUCCUGAACCCAGGACGUAACCUGGGACUUCAGCUGGCUCUAGAGAGUGUGAAUGGUCAGAGUGUGAAUCCACGGGCGGCAGGGCUGAUAGGCCGCAGUGGCCCCCAGAAUAAACAACCCUUCAUGGUAGCCUUCUUCAAAGCCACAGAGGUCCAUAUUCGCAGCAUCCGUUCAGCUCAGGGUGGCAAACAGCGUAACCCCAACCGCUCCAAACCCACCAAGACCCAGGAGGCACUGCGCGUAGCCAACAUUGCAGAGAACAGCAGUGCUGAUCAGAAGCAGGCAUGUAAAAAGCAUGAGUUGUAUGUGAGCUUCAGAGACCUUGGUUGGCAGGACUGGAUCAUUGCUCCAGAAGGCUACGCAGCAUAUUACUGUAUGGGAGAAUGCGCCUUUCCUCUCAAUUCCUACAUGAACGCAACAAAUCAUGCCAUUGUGCAGACACUGGUUCACUUCAUUAGUCCGGAAACAGUACCUAAGCCUUGCUGUGCCCCAACACAACUCCAUGCCAUCUCCGUACUAUACUUUGAUGACAGCUCCAAUGUCAUUCUGAAGAAAUAUCGCAACAUGGUGGUUAGAGCUUGUGGUUGCCAUUAAACUCAAAACUCUCUUUCUCUCUCUCUUCCCUCCACACACACAUACAUGAAAAUACACAAAUACAUACAUAAACACAUUGACAUUCACUCACACAUUCACAGAUUCAGACAUGCUUACAUGCACACUAAAUGUCCAGAUGAAGAUUUGUGAUGAAUGGCCCUCUCUGGAUUUGUUUCUUAUCAACUCAUAAGAUGGAUAAAGCUCCCUUUUUCCAUUCUGUAUUUUUGAACUCUUGACAUAGUUAAGACAUAAUUGGAGCUCAUGGUUACAAUAGAAAUUUCAAGAAUGAUGGAACAGAUGUUUGUAAUAUAGAAGUAAAAUGCUCAAACACAAAUGUACACUAUGAAAUCAUGUGCACAUGUGCACUAUCUCUCUCUCUCUCUCUCUCUCUCUCUCUCUCUCUCUCUCUCUCUCUUUCUGUCUUACAUACACACAGACACACAUACACUUAUGUUCCUUGUGCUUUCUACUGUGUAAAUAGUUUUUCAUUGAAAGAAACAAAGUGUAUUUAUUUUCCAAGUAUUUGAACAUGGAGUCAAAACACAAGUCUGCUCUCCAAGUCUGUUCUUUUUUUAUUAUCCGGAUAAACACACAUAUAGUGAAGAAGAAAGAAUAGUUACAUGCACUCAAAAAGAGAUCAACUUCAAUGAUGAAAACAAUGAUGAAAACUUUUUUUAUUCAGGUUUUUUUUUGGAAGCAUGCAACAUUAAGAAUAAUGUCUUCUCAAUGUUUUCUUUAAAAAAGUUUGAGGCAUGCUUGGUGGAUGGUUUAAAGCCAAAAAUGUCAUUUAAGUAUUUUUGUAGAACUACUAAACAAAGCUCCAUCUAAAAAUUACAUUUUAGAGUUGAGAGCAGGCCUAAUUUAUAAUGGAAUUCUAUUCUGAUAAGACUGCAGUAACUGGAAGCAAAUUAUUUUUGAAGGACUCUCCUUUAAUUAACCUGAACAUAAAAACAGCUUAGGGUUCAGAACAC
Molecule: messenger RNA, 2532 nt
Organism: Electrophorus electricus (electric eel)
Lineage: Eukaryota; Metazoa; Chordata; Actinopteri; Gymnotiformes; Gymnotidae
Gene: bmp7b
Product: bone morphogenetic protein 7b
Biological process (GO): BMP signaling pathway
Cellular component (GO): extracellular region
Molecular function (GO): growth factor activity; cytokine activity
Source: RefSeq, a predicted model, not a curated record